Aspergillus affinis is the source of this 819-nucleotide messenger RNA. RefSeq names its product thioesterase domain-containing protein. The coding region runs from base 1 to 819 and encodes 272 amino acids. NCBI's taxonomy places the organism in Eukaryota, Fungi, Ascomycota, Eurotiomycetes, Eurotiales, Aspergillaceae. The record is from RefSeq and is a predicted model, not a curated record. The transcript has a single exon.
AUGGCAAAGAAUCCCGAAGUUAUCCAGAAUUUCGAUCUGGGAUGGGACGGCAUACAGACCAGACCCCGCGUUCCUCUCUUCCUGAUCCAUGAUGGCGGUGGUACAACUUUUGCAUACCAUUGUCUAGACUCUCUCGGACGCCCAACAUACGGGAUUUUCAAUCCGCGCUAUCACAGCGGCGGGAGUUUCGAAGGUGGAGUACGUGGGAUGGGACGUCUUUACGCCGCAAUGAUCAGAAAAACCUGCGCUGCGCCUGACUUUCCGGGCAAACGCAACCCCGACGGAAGGAUUGAUAUCCUUCUAGGUGGAUGGAGUAUGGGCGGCUUGCUCAGCCUCGAGAUUGCAAAGGUGCUGACAGGUGAUCGGGAUGUGAACGUCAUUGGUGUCUUGAUGAUGGAGAGCAUGUGUCCGGUCAACUUGCUUAGUGGUGGAGGCUACCUCGAAACACUGGAUCACCUAGUCAUGGACAAGCCAAACAAGAACCUGGUUCUGUCGAUACGAGCCAUGAAGGAAGCACUACGGGCCAUUCGGGAAUGGAACCCCCCUAUUUGGACAGGUCAUCAAUCUGGCCAACGACCGCGGUUCUCCCUCCUGCGAGCGGCCAAUAUUCUACCAACAAAAGGGAACCGACUGCAUAUACUAGACAUUUACCGCCACGACCAGAAUCUCGGGUGGGACAAUUAUGAUCCCGAUCUAUUUACGGAGACAUUGGAAGUCGAGGGCAAUCAUUUUGAAAUGUUUUCCUUUCGGAAUAUUCCCGGGAUCUCGGAAGCCAUCCAGAGAUGCUGUGACACAUUGGAGAAGCUUAGCCAGUUGUAG